AUGGAUUCCCGUGAGAGUGAUUUAUUUUUACAUAUGGACGUCUCAGGGUUCAACAGUUCAAUAUUCCACAUUCCAUUGAUCGGAGAAAUUGAUAUUUUACAAUAUAAAUUUCUAUUCUCAGGUCUUUUAUAUAUUCUUAUAUGUAAAUGGGCUCUCCCUUACCUCUCUCUAUCUAUCUCUCUCCCUCCCCUUACUCCUCUCCCUCUCUCUCAUCCCUAUCUCCCUCUCUUUCUUUCUCCUCUCUCUGUCCCUCUCUCUCCUUCUCUCCCUUUCUCUCUACCUUACUCUCUCUCCCUCUCUCUCUCUCCCUAUCUCUCUAACUUACUCUCUCUCCCUCUCUCUCCCUCUCUCUCCUCUCUCUCCCUAUAUCCCUCUCUCUCUCUCUUUACCUCUCUCUCCCUCUCUCCCACUCUCUCUUUCUCCCUUACUCUCUCUCUCCCUAUCUCCCUCUCUCUCUUCCUCUCUCUCUCUUUACCUCUCUCCCCUCUCUCCCUCUCUCUUUCUCCCUUACUCUCUCUCCCUAUCUCCCUCUCUCUCUUCCUCUCUCUCUCUUUAUCUCUCCCCUCUCUCCUCUCUUUUCUCUCUCUCUCCCUCUCUCCCUACCUCUCUCCCUCUCUCCUUACUCUCUCUUCCUCUCUUUUUCCCCCGCCUCUCUCUCUCCCCUUCCUCUCUCCUCUCUCUCUCCUUACUCUCUCUUUCUCUCUCUCCCUUAAUCUCUCUCCCUUACUCUCUCUCUCCCUCUCUUUCUCCCUCUCUCUCCCUUACUCUCUCUCCUCUCUCUCUCCCUCUCUCCCUCCCUCUCCCUCUCUCCCCUCUCUCUAUCCCUUCUCUCUCCUCUCUUUCUCCCUCUCUUUCUCCCUCUCUCUCUCCCUUACUCUUUCUCCCUCUCUUUCUCCCUCUCUCUCUCCCUUACUCUCUCUCCCUCUCUUUCUCUCUCUUCCUUACUCUCUCUCCCUCUCUCUCUCUUACUCUCUCUCUCUCCCUUAUCUUUCUCUAUCAUUUUCCCUCUCCCGCUUACACUCCUGUAUCUUUCUAUAUCCCUUUCUGCCUCCCUCAAUCACCCUCUCUCUUUCUUCAUUUCUUUCUAUCUUCCUUCUACUCCCCCUUUCUCUAUCUCAUGCACUUUUUCUCUCCCUUUGCCCUCUCUCAGUUCUCUCUAUCUGUUAG
Acanthosepion pharaonis is the source of this 1167-nucleotide messenger RNA. Lineage: Eukaryota; Metazoa; Mollusca; Cephalopoda; Sepiida; Sepiidae. The record is from the annotation of a GenBank genome assembly.